This is a messenger RNA of Penicillium cosmopolitanum, 1284 nucleotides long. RefSeq lists its product as uncharacterized. The coding region runs from base 1 to 1284 and encodes 427 amino acids. The record is from RefSeq and is a predicted model, not a curated record. The transcript has 4 exons. NCBI's taxonomy places the organism in Eukaryota, Fungi, Ascomycota, Eurotiomycetes, Eurotiales, Aspergillaceae.
AUGAAGCCAGUUUUGAAUGAGGUUGACGUUCUUGUUAUUGGAGGUGGAAAUGCAGGAUUCAGCUCUGCCAUUCCGCCGCAGAGUCGGGCGAUCGUCGCGACGGUCUACUAUGGAUUAGCAGACGUCUUGCCGAUCGUGAACAACGUCGACGAGGCUACCGCAUCCAUAAUUGACAUAGAACCUUACUCGGCUGCCAAUUUCGCAGACGAUAUCUCCCGUAUCUGUGUGGGUCGAUCUGAUCCGGACCUCUCUUGUGCUCUUGUGAACGACUCUAAUGCGGCGCUCAAAUGGUUAGCGGGGCAUGGAGUAAGAUUCCAGCUUUCAUUCAAUCGUCAGGCAUACAAAAUCGACGGGCGGUUCAAAUUCUGGGAUGACAUGUGCCUCAAGACGCAGGACGGCGGAAAGGGAUUGAUCGAUGAUCCCCGUCGAGCAGCCAAGAGGCUAGGAGUCAAGGUCUUGUUCUCAACCGCAGCCAAAUGUCUUGUGGUAGAUACUGCUACCAAGGCUGUCCGCUCUGUCAUCGUGGAAGAUACCACUGGUGAACGGCAUAUUCUGGCUGGAGCUGUGGUUCUGGCGGCCGGAGGCUUUGAGGUCAAUCCCCGAAUGCGAUCGCAGUUCCUCGAACCAAACUGGGAUUUUGCUGAAGUACGCGGCACCCCCUACAAUAUUUGCUCAUGUCUAGAAAUGGCUAUACGAGAUGUUUCGGCCAAACAAGCCGGUAACUGGUCUGGCUGCCACUCUGUUGCGUGGGACGCCAAUGCUCCCCCUAAUUCAGGUGAUCGUAUCAUCUCAAACGAAUUUACCAAGUCGGGUUACCCCCUCGGCGCUUUGUGGAUUCAAGGUGUUGACCUUCGCAACUACACGUAUGCGAUUUUCGGCAAUGCAAUUCUGGCACAACCCGGCCAUGCUGCCUUUCAGGUUUGGGAUGCCCAGAUGACUCCCUGGCUGCGGGAUGAGGAGUACCGCUAUAGCAUCGUGGAGAAUAUUACAGCCUCUACUUUAGAGGAGCUGGCCGAUAGGUGUGCCGAAUGUGGCCUGAAAGAUCCGAGCAAGUUCUGGGACCCGGCUGUCAAGGACGGUCUGUCCACGCAGUCGAGCCUCAAGCAACUCGCAUUACCCAAGUCUAAUUGGGCUACGCCUCUAACAAAGGGCCCCUAUAUGGCUAUCAAGGCGACCUGUGGCGUGACUUUCACACUUGGCGGGUUAGCUGUUGACCAUCAGACUGCGGGUGUCAUAUCAUCAGCCACCAACUCUGCCGUGCCUGGCUUGUACUGCGCUGGUUAA